Molecule: messenger RNA, 443 nt
Organism: Drosophila subobscura
Lineage: Eukaryota; Metazoa; Arthropoda; Insecta; Diptera; Drosophilidae
Product: leucine-rich repeat extensin-like protein 3
Exons: 1
Coding region: 125-442 (105 amino acids)
Source: RefSeq, a predicted model, not a curated record
UAAUUAGCGACGGACACUCGAGUCGCUCGUAGAUAAGGGCCACACACACUCGAAACGGUAAUUGACAGCACACCACUUGGCCGAGCGGUCAGUGCGCGCAGUCAGCAAUCGGCAGUCAUUCGAAAUGCCUCCACCAGGACGAGGCUACGGCGGACCCCCACGACAAGGACCUGGACCCUGCUACGGACCGCCCCGCGGCGGUGGCGUCAAUGUGGGCAUCAACAUCGGCGGACCGCCGCGUCCGCCACCCAUCGGUGUGGGCAUCGGCUUCUGUCCACCGCCAGUGAUUAUUGGUGCACCGCCGCCACCUGCUGUGAUCAUCGGAGCUCCACCACCGCCACCCGUGUAUAUGCCACCGCCCCGACAGACCGUUGUGGUGGGCGCUCAGCCAGCGGUCUAUGCCCAACCCACUGGGGAGGUUGUCUGCUGUACGAUUCUCUGAU